Messenger RNA from Ustilaginoidea virens, 510 nucleotides. RefSeq lists its product as uncharacterized. The coding region runs from base 1 to 510 and encodes 169 amino acids. Lineage: Eukaryota; Fungi; Ascomycota; Sordariomycetes; Hypocreales; Clavicipitaceae. The transcript has a single exon. The record is from RefSeq and is a predicted model, not a curated record.
AUGCCUGGCCACGGGAGAUGCGACGAGGCCAUUCGCUCGGUCGUAUUCUCUGGGCCGUCUGGUGAGCAUGAUUCAUUCCGGUUUGCUGUGGCCCGUUAUGCGGCCCAUUACCCUGGGCGCUAUCGUGUCAACGUCACGGGUCCAAAAGAUCCUUGGCCCGACUUGACCCGUGCUCAGGGCUGUCCUGUCCCGGACGACAUGAUUUGCAUUCUGCCCCGUUCGGGGACCGAACUCGUGCCGGAUUAUCCAUAUCUCGCCGGGUUGGAAACCAACCCUGGACAGGAUCCAUGCAGUGCUCGAUAUUCCAGUUUUGAUUUUUACGGGCAUCAUCUGGCGCUUAGCAUGCCUCAAAGGCCGCAGGCGAACCAGGUCAUGCAGUCUGAUUCCUUCCUCGCCCGUAUUCACCCUCGAGUGGGCUGGAGCCGCGGUGGCCCUCUGCUUCAUUGCAUCCGCGUCAUCCAACGAAAGACGCGCUCGCUGCCAGGUGGUGAAGCAGUCUCGCUGCUCUAA